AUGGCGUUCAAGACUAUCUACACCGCUUCCGGCAAGCGCUUCCCCGAGGAACUAAUGCAACAAAUCUCGCAUGAAAUCCUUGAAAGCUCCGACCCGUCCCUCCUCAAGGUGCUCCAGACUAUUUCCAAGGACAUGUACAAGAGUGUCACUCCAGUACUGUACCGACACAUCAGAUUCUCCCGCAAGUCAUUUGACAGAUUGUUCAAAACUCUGAAGUCGAUCCCCAAAAAGGAGAUACCUAUCUUCGUACAGUCCCCUUCUACCUUUCCGGAUCCCGACCUUCCAAGUACUCUGAGAAUCCGCCAAAAUCUGUCAUAUAUCGAAAGAAUCAGUAUAGAUCUUACGACAUUCUCAAUGAAAGAAUCCCAAUACGAUAAGAUGUUAGGUCUUUUGAUCUUCCUGAGAGAAUGGAUGGAUCAAUUUAUGUUGCCGAAUGCGUCUUCGAUCUGUUAUAGACUUUCAUCAAGACAUAAGCCCCCAGAGAAAGUUCUGAGGAUCAUCCAUUAUCUUUGUAGACCCAACAACGUAUGUAUCAGAUGGGACGAGUACGAUCCGGGGGAUGAAGAUAUCGAUGAAGAUGAUACCUAUGUAGAUGGUGAAAAAGAACAUGUUGGUAUCAGACCGAUGCUUCCCACUGGAUCCUCAGACGAGAGAAUCACGUACCAUAAUAUUGAUGUGAAUCUCCUUCAAGACAUCAAUGUUUCGUCAAAGUCGACCAAAUUGUCUUUAGGAAAAAUUGUUCCUUGCGAGAAGGUCUCUGAAAAUUAG
Kwoniella botswanensis is the source of this 768-nucleotide messenger RNA. RefSeq lists its product as uncharacterized. The transcript has a single exon. The record is from RefSeq and is a predicted model, not a curated record. NCBI's taxonomy places the organism in Eukaryota, Fungi, Basidiomycota, Tremellomycetes, Tremellales, Cryptococcaceae. The coding region runs from base 1 to 768 and encodes 255 amino acids.